CUCGCGUUGCUAUAGUUACCGGGCUGUUUAUAUUUCAGUGUCCGUUUAUGGUGCAGGAGAAGGCCGGAUUGAACUCGCAGAGACUGAAAUGCAUUAUGGCCCAACGAUCAUCCAAAUGUCCCAGACGUCCACCUAAAUCAGUCAGAGGCAUUAACUACAUAGAGAGGAUGCCACCAGAGAUCACUGAGAUGAUUUUUUCCUAUUUGGAUGAAGGAUCUCUUUUUUGCCUUAGCUUCGUCAACAAGCAUUUCUAUGAACUGGCUGAAAACAGUGUCAUGUGGUAUCGCUUUUACACCUGGUACCGAGCAAAAUCGAAGACAUCCAGGCUAAUAAAGGAAGUGACAGAUGGAAUGGACAUGGGCAGCAUUCAGGAAAUGCCAAAUGGAUACUGGAGGAGACUUUUCUUUAAAGAACUGAUCGGUCAUGAUGGAAGUUGGAAAUGGAAGAAAAAACUAAGAUCCAUUAAUUUUUACACCGGACUGCCAAGUCGAACAGCUAAAGUUAUCAGGGAUCUUGAGCUCAUGUGGGAGAUCACAGUGAGGGAUGCGAGAGGACGUGAGAACAGAAUUAAGCACAGUCACGUGUACUUCAACCGAGCGUCUCUGACUGUUGUCUGGAAUUCAGGAAAUUGGCCGAUCCUGGAUAAACCCACUACACUAGAGAUACAUGGAGUGAGGCUUUUGCCUAUUUACUGUCCAUCCACAUGGCGACCAGGGUGCAGAUCCCUCUUAAAAACAGUGGUGGUGAAGAAGGAAGGUGGGAAAGUGCUUGCUUCAGACAAGCUCAUCUCUCUACUGUACAUAGAGAAAGGUGUAACUAUUGGAGUUUGGCAGAAGGAUCAGGAAAUUGCAUUUGUCCUAGUGAACCUACAUUAUCACAAACUUGUGGAAAGACAUUUCCGGGGGUCAUCCACCAUUUCGUAUGAGCCAAUAGAAAGGCAAGCCAGUUACAAUGACAUUGAUCCUGAAUAUGGCUUGCAUGGAUACACUUUGCACCUUGAGCUGCACAACGGAGAGGAAAGCAUUGCAUCACUGAAAUUUGCGCAGCUAUACUGCAGGAAAGAUAAGAUUUAUGGUGAAUUCAUCCCUUUGCAUGUUAUCAGUGCAGAAAACAGUUCAGGACAUACCCCACUGUGUGAAAAAAUCCGCCUGCCUUGGCAGACGGAAUCACUACAGGGACACAUUGAGCAAUGUUGCAUGUUCACUCUCACUGUUCUUACUGAAGCCCAAACACCAUUCUGGUGCGUUACUGCUCCUGUAGCCAUUACUAAAUCAAACCGCCAGGAUGUGUCAUUUGACUAUGAUGCUGAGAGCUUCUUUAUGGAAUAUCAGGACUCUGAUGGAAAGCUAGAGAUCCAGCUGGAGUGGAUAGAGAACCAGAAACAGUUUGUCAUGGUUAAUAUGCUUGUCUUUCUUUCCUUAAGAAAAGUUAACAGUCACUUUCGAUGUAAUUACAUUCCCAGGGACAUUUAAAAUAAAUGCAAAAUAAUACAUA
Molecule: messenger RNA, 1494 nt
Organism: Silurus meridionalis
Lineage: Eukaryota; Metazoa; Chordata; Actinopteri; Siluriformes; Siluridae
Gene: fbxo15
Product: F-box protein 15
Exons: 10
Coding region: 48-1472 (474 amino acids)
Molecular function (GO): protein binding
Source: RefSeq, a predicted model, not a curated record